Molecule: messenger RNA, 303 nt
Organism: Eutrema salsugineum
Lineage: Eukaryota; Viridiplantae; Streptophyta; Magnoliopsida; Brassicales; Brassicaceae
Product: ubiquitin-conjugating enzyme E2 4
Exons: 4
Coding region: 1-303 (100 amino acids)
Biological process (GO): proteasome-mediated ubiquitin-dependent protein catabolic process; DNA repair; protein polyubiquitination
Molecular function (GO): ubiquitin conjugating enzyme activity
Source: RefSeq, a predicted model, not a curated record
AUGAAGGAACUCGAGAGAGUUAACAGCGAUCUUUUCAGUGCAAGACCGGUUGAUGGAGAUUUGUACCAUUGGAAAGCGAUGCUUAUGGGGCCGAAAGAUUCCCAUUACAAGAACGGCGUUUUCGAACUCACCAUGAACAUCCCUCCUGAAUACCCAUUUAAGGCGCCGAAGGUCUCGUUCAACACCAAAAUCUUCCACCCAAACGUGGGUGAACAUGGAAACAUCUUUCUUAAGAUGUUGAAGAACGAAUUUGCACAGGGAAGAGGUGAAGUAUAUGAAGAGGAAGUCUUGGGAAGGAGUUAA